Molecule: messenger RNA, 5108 nt
Organism: Aspergillus saccharolyticus JOP 1030-1
Lineage: Eukaryota; Fungi; Ascomycota; Eurotiomycetes; Eurotiales; Aspergillaceae
Product: ubiquitin-binding serine/threonine protein kinase VPS15
Exons: 3
Coding region: 172-5022 (1616 amino acids)
Biological process (GO): late endosome to vacuole transport; protein targeting to vacuole; macroautophagy
Cellular component (GO): phosphatidylinositol 3-kinase complex, class III, type II; phosphatidylinositol 3-kinase complex, class III, type I; late endosome
Molecular function (GO): protein serine/threonine kinase activity; protein binding; ATP binding
Source: RefSeq, a predicted model, not a curated record
CCACUGCCAUCGUCCUUUUUGACCUGGCUAAUCUAAUCUUAUCUCAGCCCCAGUGAAUCCCGUCAAGCUUCUUUUUUUUUGCCAUACUGCUCUGGAAUCCCAUCAUAAUCCUUGAUGUGAAGGUCGGAAGAUCGUUUUGCCAUAUCUGGGAGAUGAAGGCGCAUCAACACCAUGGGCCAAGGCUAUUCUCUCACCACCCUGUCCGCGGGUUCGGCUGGGAUCGAUGUUCCCGAGUUAUCAGACUUGGCGUAUGAGAAGUCUAUGGGUGGUGGCAGGUUUAUGAAAAGUAUCCGAGCCAGACAACAAAAUGGUCUCGUCUUCGUAAAGGUAAUAAUGAAGCCUUAUCCCAGUAUGAAACUGGAGCUAUACAUCAAGGCUAUUCUUCGGGAGCGCAAGCUGUUGGCAGAUGUACCCAAUGCUCUGAGUUACCAGAGGAUACUCGAGACUAGUACCGGUGGUUAUCUCGUGCGCCAAUACAUCCAUAGCUCUCUCUAUGACCGUAUGAGUACGCGCCCGUUUCCCGAGGAGAUCGAAAAGAAGUGGAUCGCCUUUCAGCUGCUCUGUGCACUGAGAGAUUGUCAUUCUCUUGACGUUUUCCAUGGCGAUAUCAAGACAGAAAACGUUCUAGUAACGUCCUGGAACUGGCUCUAUCUUUCUGAUUUUUCCUCCUCAUUCAAGCCCACAUUUCUCCCAGAGGAUAAUCCGGCGGAUUUUUCUUUCUAUUUCGAUACUUCAGGCCGUCGGACCUGCUAUUUGGCACCUGAACGGUUCCUUGAGGCUGGUGAAGAACCUGGAAGCAGACACGUCAACUGGGCUAUGGACAUCUUCAGUGCUGGUUGCGUCAUCGCCGAACUCUUCCUAGAAGCUCCCAUCUUCACUUUGAGUCAGAUCUACAAGUAUCGCAAAGGCGAAUAUAGCCCGGAACAUAGCCAGCUGAUCAAAAUAGAGGAUCCAGAAAUUCGUGCUUUGAUUCUUCACAUGAUCCAGCUUGAACCCGAGUCUAGAUAUUCUGCGGAAGAGUACCUGAACUUCUGGAAAAACAAGGCCUUUCCAGAAUACUUCUACAGCUUCCUACAUCAAUAUAUGUCUCUUAUGACAGACCUAUCGUCGGGUAGGGCACAAAUCGAAGCAGGCUCUGCCACUCGAGGAGAGGCCGAUGACCGCAUCGAAAGAGUUUACCUUGAUUUCGACAAGAUAUCUUACUUUCUUGGUGCCUCACCAGCAGCCACUCAAGAUCGGUCUAGUCGCAGUCGCCCCAAGCUUACGGGCGAUACUUUUCCUGUGGAACUAGACCUUCCGCACUACAGUCCUACGACGACCAAGUCGCAGCCACAAGGAGAUGAUGGGGCGCUUAUUUUCUUGGCCCUUGUUGUCUCCAACUUGCGUAAUACGUCCAAAUCAUCUGCCAGAAUUAAGGCCUGCGACAUUCUGCUUGCUUUCGCCGAAAGACUGUCGGAUGAAGCCAAGUUGGACCGUAUUCUUCCUUAUAUCAUGGUACUUCUCAAUGAUCGUACAGACACGGUCAAGGUAGCUGCCAUCCGUGCUCUCGCUCAACUGUUGGAGAUGGUUCAGGUUGUUUCCCCCGUCAAUGCCUAUUUAUUCUCGGAGUAUAUCUUCCCGAGGUUGCAACCUUUUGUGCCUAGUACCAAUUCCAACCCGAGUCGACUGGUUCGAGCAGCAUACGCAUCGUGCAUUGCCUCGCUUGCACACUCAUCGCUGAGGUUUUUGGACAUGAUUCAGGCCUUGCGCUCUGACACGCGGCUUCCGACCCUGAUACCAGUCGGUUCAGAGCCCAGGUGGACAGAAGAUGCGACCUACCAUAAUCUUUACGACGUUGCGAAGCUUGACCUGCUGGAGUACUUCGAGGCACAUACAAAAGCCCUCUUGACUGAUAGCGAUGCUUCAGUCCGUCGUGCCUUCUUGGGUUCCGUGUCGGAGCUUUGCGUAUUUUUCGGCAACCUCAAGACUAAUGAGGUGAUUUUGAGUCAUUUGAAUACCUAUCUCAACGAUAGGGAUUGGAUCUUGAAGUGUGCCUUCUUUGAGGCAGUGAUCGGCGUUGCAGCUUAUGUCGGUACUACCAGCCUAGAGCAGUACAUCUUGCCUUUAAUGGUACAGUCGAUGACUGAUCCUGAAGAGUUCGUGGUUGAAAGAGUACUGAGGUCGUUGGCAGCGAUGGCUGGUCUCGGGCUCUUCCAACGCUCGACUACCUGGGAGUUGAUUCAUAUUGUAGUUCGCUUUCUGGUGCACCCGAAUGCCUGGAUUCGCGAGGCGGCUGUCCAAUUCAUUGUCGCGUCAACCAAGUUCUUGUCCCUGGCAGACAAAUACUCUAUCCUGACGCCGCUUGUUCAGCCGUUUCUGAAAGUCAAGAUUGUCGGUUUUACGGAGUGUGAACUACUUGACGCUCUCAAGCGACCACUUUCAAGGAAUGUGUAUGAACUCGCAUUCGUUUGGGCAUCGAAUGUGGACAAGGGCCUUUUCUGGAAGGCGACGGCUCGAGAAGCGAGCUUUGCACUUGGCGGGGCUGAUAGUACCUUUCCGAGAUGGGCUCAAAAGAGCUCGAGACUGUCCAUGAGUGCGCAACCAAGAAAUGAAGAGGAUGAACAAUGGCUCGCUCGGCUGAGGAACAUUGGAAUGGGGCAAGAAGAUGAGAUGAAAUUCCUCGCCCUCAAGGAGUUUAUUUGGAGAGUCAUCGCUCGCCAAUCGAAGGACAGUGACACGGGCACAUCGCCUCUGAAUAGUGUCGUAACCUUGACUCAAUACGGAGUCACGCCACAAACCGUAUUCUUUGACAAAACGCAGAAUACCCGAUCUCACACAAGCUCCCUUGGGACCGCAGAGAAUGCUAAAGCAGAAGACCGAAGGCCACACACAAUCACCGAUGCGUUGCUCGAUGCCUCCACGUCCAUUGACAAUAGGCCUGAGUCUCGCCGGAAACAUCUUCGUUCGAGAAGCCAAUUAACUGACCACUUGACUAUACCUCGCCCGAUUGCUAUUAACAAUAUCAGAUCUGAGAACUCCCCUACUCCCUCGCCAAUUGCGUCCUCUCCAGGGGCUGCUGGACCUUCCUCAUCACCUAGUUCUGAUGCCGAACGCAGAGUAUCGGAGGGUCUUGAAAGUCCGGAGCAAGACAGCUCGCCAACGCCCACUGAUGCGGAGAAUCCCACUAUCAAAAGACUUGUCAGCGGAGUACAAAGGAAGUCGAGCGCCAUGAGUUUGCUCAAUCGGAAGGACUUUGCAAAGGCGUAUGCUGAAACAGGCACCAGUCCUGCGAACGCUUUUGGUAAGGUCGACCUUCCUUCGCAGCGCGAAGACGAACAAUCAGUCGCUUCGCCCACGCUCCCUGUCAGGACAGCCCUACACAGUCCACAGCAGUAUCAUGCCAAUCACUCCUACGCUGGUAACGACCCAGUGGUGCUCCGCCUUCUUGACUCGGUUUUCGCGGAGAACUACCCCACUGACCUCUUCGACCUUGGGCCCUACGUCAAGGACGUCGAUACCAAAAAGCCAAUCAUGAAAGCUAGCGGACAGGAACCCAACAAAGUGUGGAAACCGACUGGCGGCCUUGUGGCAAGUCUUGGGGAGCACAGUGGACCUAUCAACCGUGUGGUAGUCGCUCCAGACCAUGCUUUCUUCGUCACCGCCUCUGAUGAUGGCACUGCAAAGAUCUGGGAUACGGCCCGCCUCGAGAAGAAUCUAACACCGCGUUCUCGUCAAACAUACCGUCACUCCACCGAAGCGAAAGUGAAGUCGUUGACAUUUGUCGAAAACACCCAUACUUUCAUAACUGGGGCAAGUGAUGGCAGCAUCCAUGCGGUCAAAGUCGACUAUCAUAACGCUAAUGGGAACAUUCGCUACGGGAAACUUCAGCUCGUGCGCGAAUAUCAGUUAUCCCCGGCUGAUGAUGGCACCGUCGAGUAUGCUGUCUGGAUGGAGCACUUCCGCCCUGAAACACAAUCGACGCUUCUGAUUGCGACUAACACAUGCCGCAUCCUAGCCCUCGACAUGAAGACCAUGCUCCCAGUCUAUUCUCUCCAAAACCCCGUGCAUCACGGAAUACCAAGCACGUUCUGCUGUGAUCGCAAGCACAAUUGGCUUUUGAUAGGCACAACACAUGGCAUUCUUGAUCUUUGGGAUCUGCGCUUCCGUGUGCGACUGAAGGCCUGGGGUCUUCCCGGCUCAGGCGCCAUUCAUCGGCUCCAAGUUCACCCGACCAAGGGCCGUGGGCGCUGGGUCUGUGUCUCUGGUAGUGGUGCUCAUGGCAACGAGAUUACCGUCUGGGACAUUGAGAAAACCCGGUGUCGCGAAGUAUACCGAGCCGAUUCACCAGGACUAAACGCCUCCGGACCCAACGGCACUCAAGCCGACAAUCGGCCCCGGCCAUCCUUCCUGAACGCACGGGACUAUGAAGCCUGGCACGUAGAAGGCGACCGACCGGAAGGCAUGCUCAGUCGAUUCGCAAUGGAAGGGCUGGCCCCGGGGCUCUCCGACCACCCCGCGGGACACUCUCCAUCCAGCGCCCCCGCCGGCAUCUGUGCUUUUGCUGUGGGUUACGACUGUCCAGACGACGGCCGUGACAGUAGCACUCGAUGCGGAUUCAUCGUCUCGGGGGGCUGCGACCGCAAGAUCCGCUUCUGGGAUCUCGCCCGGCCGGAGCUGUCAACGAUCGUCAGCGGACUCGAUGCCGUGUCUGCCGACGGUGGCGCAACGCAGAAACCCCGGUACGAGCUUUCCCAGCCUGGCCCGUCACUUCUGGUAACUACGGAGCACAUUCCUAAUAGCUCUACCUCCUCCUCGAGCGCCACGGGCAGCAGUAAUAAAGGCGGCGGUGGUGGCAGCAGCAGCAGCAGCGGCAAGAAGGGCAGCAGUAGCGGACGAUUGCCCCGCAGCACGGUAAUCAGUCUCCAGCAGCAGCAGCUCCUGAAGAGCCACUUGGACUUCAUACAGGAUGUCGCGGUGAUUCGAGCGCCGUAUGGGAUGGUGGUGAGUGUCGAUCGGGCAGGGAUGGUGUAUGUGUUUCAGUAGACUAUCUCUAUUUCCGGCGACAAAACAAGGUAGUUAGUCUUUUAUUUUUUCUUUUUCCUUUCUCCGAGAAUUGAUCACAUAUCAAG